Tetrahymena thermophila SB210 is the source of this 5337-nucleotide messenger RNA. RefSeq lists its product as hypothetical. Gene Ontology annotation, molecular function: protein binding. The record is from RefSeq and is a predicted model, not a curated record. Lineage: Eukaryota; Ciliophora; Oligohymenophorea; Hymenostomatida; Tetrahymenidae. The transcript is spliced from 5 exons.
AUGAACAGACUCAAUUUAGCAGGAUAGAAUAUUUUAUCUAAUCCUGAUUAUAAUCAUUUUAAAGAAAUAAAAAAACCUGUUUCUAAUUAAGAUACCCCUACAUCUUAAUCUCAAUAUUCUUAUAAUUAGAAAUAUCAAAAUUAAAGCUCUCUUACCAAUGGAUUAGAAACUACUUUUACUUCAAUAGCAAAUUAAUAAACUCCAAUGAGUUAUAGGCAUGCUGAUUAAUUUGAAUAGCUUAAAACUUAAAGGCUUUCUCAGAUAGUUAAUGGAAAGUAGAUGCUUUCUCCUAUUCCUAUGAGUAAAAAAUAAUAGAUGGAUUAAACUGCUAGCAGUAACAUGAGUGGAUUAAAUUCUUCGUAUUUACCUUCAAUAGCGUCUUAAACAGGCUCUAAUAAUUUAGCUUUAAGCAGCUUAAAUAGAACAGAACGUAAUUACUUUUAGCAACUGAAUAGUAAUUUAUUGUAAUAAGACAGCUUUUAAGAUUAAAAAGACUAUAGCAUGUCGAAUACAUAAUAGAGGUUUAUAUAUAGCAGAAAUGGUAGUGAAAAGACUCUUUCUAACAAUACUUUCUACCCUUAGUUUAACUAGCAGAAUUAGAGUAUUUUUACAGUGAAUACAAAGUAAAAUCUAGAUAGUAUUCUCAUGGAAUCUAAGAUUUAAAGUCAUCCUAUCUCUACAAAGUAUAAAGUGAGAUCGUGCGUUAAUAUAAAAAGCAGUACAAAGAAUGUUCAUGGAGAUCUUACUUUUUAAUCUUAAGUUCAAGCAGUUAAUGAAUAAAUUAUGUAAUCUCCUAAACCAAGAGACGAAUAGAUUUAAAAGAAAAACUUCGUAGACAGUUCUUUGCUUCAAAAUAACAACAUUACACCUAUUUCUAAUAGAAGAGAACACAAAAUUCAUUCAUCAAUUAAUAUUUUAGACGUUUAGUCUACAUCUUCUAUUAUGAAUCCUAACACCUCUUCAGUAUCGAAUUUAAAACAGAUUUUUGAUAAGAAAGAUAUUUUAAAUUAUGAUAACGAAAUAUUAAUUUAAAACAAACUUAAUUUUACUUAAGCAAAAGAUUCUUCAAAAAUUUUAAAUGCAAGUAUUUAAACUGACCGUUGCUCAUAAAUUUUUUAAUAAGUUUCUAACCUAAAAAAUACUCUUGAUUAACAACAGUCAUCUUCUUUAUCUUCUGCCACUCUUAAAAAUGUUUUUUAUUAGCAACUAGCCACUAACUCUCAUAUCGUUUAAAAUAGAAAAGAAGAUAAGUUACAAAAACUCAAUUACAACAACUCUACUAAUAUAAUGCAAAAUGAGUAUAAUAAUACUUCUGAUAUUUAGUCAAUUAUCUACAAAGAAAACGAUAAGAAAAAAAUAAUUUAUUCAAGGUAAAAUUCAAAUGAUGAUAGUGAUGAGGAUCGUAGAAUGUAUAACGAGCUAUUAGAAUUGAGUCCAUUACCAAAAUCAAGAAAAUUAGACCAAUAAGAUACAAAAAAUUAAUUACUUAUAAAAAUGUGCAAAGUAGAUAACCCAGUAAAGGCAGAAUAAAAUGAGAACAAUAAUAAAAAUGAAAUAUCAAAUUUAGAAAAUACUACUAAAAAUUCAAAACCUAAAUCAGAGGUUUCUGUUACCUCUGAAAGAAACAUAAGAAAAUUAUCAGCUUAAGAAUAAAUAAAUAUCACUUAAAAAAAUAAUGCUGCUGUUCAUGGAUCAAAAUCUUCUAUAAAUAUAAAAUCAAUACCUAAAAAAGAGUCUUAAUAUUUAAAUGAAUAUUCACUCUUAGAAUAAGCUUAAACUACAAACAACUUUGCUAUUGAUUAUAAAAAAAUAGAUCAUAUAGUUGAUGAAGCCAAGCAUUUCAAUGAUAAAAUGGAUAUAGGAUAAGCCAUGCUAUCAACAACUAUUACAAAAAAUGUACUACCUCGUAAACUUGGAAUAGUGGCUAAUUUAAAUACCAAUAAAAAGAGCAUAAAUGAUGCAAUUAAAAAGAGGAAAAAACGUUAAUCGUUUGAUGCUAAUGGAAGUCCAUUAAAGUAGGAGGAAAAAGGAGAAUUACCUGCCUUGUUAGCCUCUCAAGUGAAAGGCAAAAGAGUUUCAGAAUUUAUGUAUAAUACAAAUAAUGACUCUUCUCUAGAUGAAUAAUAAUAAAGUAUUAUAAAUUAAUAAGUUAAAAUUUUUACACCAAUAAGUUAAAAAGAAAAUAAAUCAUUCACACCAUAAAAUUAUGGUAAACAAGUAUAGGCAGCAACAAUUAAAAGAAAUGCUUCAUUAAGUCAGCACUUAAAGAAAGCCCCUAGCAAUUUAGUUAGUCAUAAAAACGGGCUUACUGAAAAUGAAAAUAAAAAACCAUUUGAUAAAGUUGCUUUUUAAGACAGCAAUGAAAUAGCAAAAUAUCUUUAAAAAAAUAUGAUUUCCUCUGAAAGUUAGAACGAUGAAGAAAAUAAUCAAGAAGAAAAGUAAAAUCUCAAUCUCUCGAGACUGUAGAUCAGUAAGACGUAUUGUGAAAUGUUAGCUUAAGCUUUGAAGCAUCCUGAUUUUGAGAAUUUGAAUUUUCUCAAUUUGUAAGAUAACAACUUAACAGGUUCGGCUUUGUCAUUAAUUUCACAAAAUCUACCUAAGCAUUUGAGAAAAAUAGAUUUAUCUAACAACUUCUUAAAUAACAAUGAUAAUAUUGCAAUUUGUAACAUUCUGUAUAGCAAAUAGUACCCAAGUUUAAUUUAUCUUAACUUAUCUAAUAAUUUGUUAGCGGAUAUAGGUUUGAAAUCUAUUUCAGCUAGCUUAUAAAGAAACUCAACUCUUUAGCAACUCAACUUAAGUCAUAACAAAUUAACAGAUCUUUCAAGUCCUUAUUUAAAAGAGAUUUUAUUACAAAAUAGUGGAAUAUAAGAGCUAUAUUUAAGCUGGAAUAAGCUGAGCUCUAAAAGUGGUUUUGAUAUAUCCAUUGGUUUAAGUAAUAAUGUUAACAUUAGGGUAUUAGAUUUAAGUCAUAACAGCUUAGGAUAAAAUCCAAAUUUGCAUUGUGGAAAAAAGCUUAUUGAAAGCUGCACUAAAUUAGAAUCUGGCCUAAUACAUUUUGAUCUUUCUUACAAUCUUUUUACAAAGGAAGAAUGCAAAUAAAUAGCAGAGGCCUUAACAAAAAAUUAAAAACUUUAUGGCUUCCACUUUGAAGGCAAUGAAUCGCAUGCAACCGUAGAUUCUAAAGGAUUUUUAUAUUUUCCAAAUGAAGAAGAAAUUUUAUAAAAGCAUGUUUCUACUCAUACUUUAAUGAGGAGAGAUAUAAAUUCAGUGAAGUGUCUAGGAUAAAAUAAAUUGUAAAAUUUUAAUUGUAACGUAACUGAUAAUUGCUGGAUAUGUGAUGGUUGGUAAGAAAUUGAAUUUUAAAUUUCUGAAGGAAGCAGUGAUGUUUUUUAGAGUGAACCUGCUUUUUUGCAUUUAGAUUUUGAAGAUUUUUAACCUAUGUAUAUGGACCGUGACCCUGAAAAUCCAACAAGAUAUUUUUUGAGAAGAAUGUGUCCUCCUAACAGGAGAAUUUUGUUCUUCUUUACUAAUCCAUGUACAAAGUUGUUAUUCGAAUCCAACGAUUAUGAAAAAAUAGAUUUCCAUGUAAAUGAUUAAAAUCUCGCAAUUUAUGAUGACGAUGAUGAUACAACUUAAUAAAGCGAAAACACCUUUUCUGCUCAUCAUUUACAGAACAGUAAACAGAGAAAAUUUAAUGUUAAAUACUUAGAUGGUACUGUGAUGGAGUAUAUAGUUCCUACAACAGUAAACGUGAUAAGCACUAAACUUCAUUAAAAUAUUUAAAAGAAAAAAGGAGAUUAUGAAAUUCAAAUAAAAUGUUUACCUAGAUAAGAAGAAACUUACUAUAAAAUAAACUAUACUAAUCAAUGGCAUAGAGGUAUAUCUCUAUUUAAAUCGUUCAUACCUGACAAUCCUGAGUUAGAGUAAAAGUGCUUUGAAGAUGAUUGGAAUAACUCAAAAUUAUAAAAUAUAUUUUAGCAAGCUGAUAAAACUGCUAAUCUUAGUGAGUGUAAACGAAUUAUUUUAGAUUAAUACCCUAAAAUAAGAGUUUUAUACAGAUAUCUCUCGUGCUUUGGAAUUAUUAAUGAUGUAUUUUGUGUUACAUUAAGUGCUUUUGCUCACUUUGCUUAAGAAAGCAAGAUAAUUGAUAACAAUUUAAUGAGGAUGAGAGAUGUAGAAUGUAUUUUUAUAGCAGCAAGCUCAAAAGCUCUCAAAGUUAAAAACUAUAGGGCACCUGAAAAAACAGUUAUAAGAAGUGAAUUUGUAGAAUUGAUGGGAAGGUUAGCAUUAGAUAAAUUUAUUCGUACUAAGGUAGCCAAAACACCCUCUGAAGCACUUAAUCUUCUCUUGAAUAAUUAGAAAUUCUUGUAAUAUACAGCUGAAUACGAAGAUCCUUAGUAAUGGCGUAAUAUUAGAUUUUGGACCAAGCAAUGUGAUGAAAUGAUGAAAAGAUAUAUCAAUUUUAUCAAAACUCUAUGGAAUGAAUAUUCUGAUUCUAGAAAAUCUGAGAAAAGAGGUGCACCUUCGAAUUAAAAGACGAUGAGUUUGCAAGAAUUCUAAGAUAUGGUUGAAGAAUUCCAUCUAAAGGAUAGCUUAUUAACAGAAAGAGAUGUUGUGCUUAGUUAUAAUCUUUCUCUCUAAACUUUACAAGAUGAGAUAAAUAGUGAAAAAUAUAUGGCUAUGAAUUUUGUAGAAUUUUUAGAAGGACUUGCUCGUCUAGCCGAAUUUAAGUCAAGAACUCCAGUUGGAGAAAGAGAUGAAGCAUACAAAGAUAGCGAAAAAAUACAAAUACGUUUAGAGUACAAAAUAGAAAGCUUAUUAGAGUGUAUGAGUAUAAAGUAUUAAGAUGUCAUGAAAACCAAACGCAAAAAGUAGAUGAUCAUGCUAUAAAAGCAGCUUUUGUAAAGAAGUGGUUCAAGACUUUUAUCUCUUAAAGUGAAAAAAUCAUUUAUUUAGUUCAGUUAAACUGAGCUAGGAGAAUAAACCCCAAGCAAUAAAUUUGCAAGUACAGUUUAAAGAGUUGUAAACACUAUGAGUGUAAUUAAUGCAUUUAAGUCAAAAGUAUAAGAUACGAGCUUGAGCAGUUCUGAAAUUCUUGAUGAAGAAAAUAAUUAGCAAUUUACUAAGAAUAGUUUUCUUUCUAUCGCCUCUUAACCUGAGAUAAAUAAAAUGAAUAGUAGAUAACUUUAAAGGAUAGAUUCAGAAAUGGACGAGUUUGAAGAUGAAGAACACUCAUUUACUUUAAGUAAUAAAAAAUAAAAAAAUUAAUAAAAAAUGAAGUAAUAAAACGAAGAAUCUUAACCUGUAUCUUUAAAGAAUAUUGAAGAAAACAAUUGA